GGGGCGGGACCCAGGGGUUCCCCCGGCUGCAAUUAAAACCCCGCUUUCUUCUGCAGUUUAGAUUGUUCCUCUUUUUUCCCAUCGGAAGGUUAGGCGCCCUCUUUUUUUUUCUUUUUAAAGGGACACUGUCAGCCCAAGCCACACCCCUCCUGCCUUCCCCUCUGCUGCCGGUGCUGCUCGCAGGAAGCGCCGCGCGUGGCUCCUUGGGCCGGCGCAAAUGCCCCUCCUUCACUCCACCCAUCACUCGGGGCCAGCAUUUUCUCAUCCCUGCGUAAAAACCACCGCACCCCGAAUGGAUAGAGAGAGAUCCCUUGGGGAACGAGGAGAAACGAACCCCCUUUUCCGGAUGGGAAACGGGUUUGCAAGCGCUCCGUUUGCAAUGCCGCAAGAGCCAUUAAGUGUCAUGUUGGGUCCGCGUUGACUUGAUGAAUGCGCGGAAGAUUUCCUAUGUGUACAUAGACAGAUCGACAGGGUUGCUUUUUCUUUCUUUCUUUCUGGAUCUUCUCUCUCUCUCUCUCCACCACCCCUCCUUUAUUGUUCUGCAUUAGACAACAAAGAAAAGGAGCCUUGCCUUAGAGGGGCGGGGCCAAGCAGCCCAGCCGGCCCGCCCCCCUCCGCCGGGCCCGGCCAAUCGAAUCGGCUCCUCCAGCGGCGCUGUCGGCGGCUCCCCUCGGCUCGCUCGCUUUUCCCGGCCGCUUACGCUGCGGCGCUCUGAUUUCUCCUCCCCUCCCCCGCUCCCCUUUCCCCAGCGCUGUCUGGCUGCAGCAGAGGCUCAGACAGAAAAGAGGAGGAGGAGAAAGCGAGCGAGAGAGAGAGAAAGAAAGGGGGAGAGGAGGAGAGAGAGAGAGAGAGAGAGAGAGAAAUCGCUGAGUGAGUGGAAGCUGGGAGGGGCUCCUUAAAGAAACGCCUGCCAUCGCGGCCAGCAAAGGAACUCAAGGGGGGGAGCCAAAAGCACCGGAGCGCUUCUCUCUAUUCUCUGCACGCGCCCCCCCCCGCGCCCCCCCCCAAGGAGGAGGAGGAAGAAGAAGAAGAAGAAAAAGGGAAAAGCUUGGGGGGAGUCGUGGUGGGGUAUUUUUUUCUCCUUUUCUUGGAAAGCAUCUUAUAAACCGGAUUGCACUGGAGGGGGGCUUCUUCUCCUUUUUUCAAGCGGCGCGCAAGGAAUUUACAAUCUGAGCAUUUUUGCCCGUUUUGUUUUGUUCUGAGCCAGCAUCCAGGAUCUGCUUGCCGGGCUUCUCCAACCGCUUCCUCGCCUGCCGUUUGCUGGCCAUCUGCCUUGCCUGUUUCCUUUGUGUCUGCCUUCCAGCUCCCCCCUUCUCCUGGUGUGUGUGUGUGUGUUGGUGCUGCUUCCCUUCCCUGCUUCCCUCCCUCCCCACCCCCGCCCCCCACUCCUGAUCCGAGAGCGCAGGAGGGAAAGGAAGCGGAGGGCGCGAUCCCCCCACAUCCACCCGGGACUAUGCCCAGCUCCUUGUUUGCCGACAUGGAGAGGAAUGGGAGCGGAGGAGGCGGCGGUGGAGGAGGAGGAGGCGGGGAGACCCUGGAUGACCAAAGAGCCCUUCAGAUCGCUUUGGAUCAGCUCUCCCUGCUGGGCUUGGACAACGACGAGACGGGCUCCCUUUACGACAACGAGCCGCGCAAGAAGAGCGUGAACAUGACCGAAUGCGUCCCGGUGCCCAGCUCGGAGCAUGUCGCCGAGAUCGUGGGCAGGCAAGGUUGUAAAAUCAAAGCGUUGCGGGCCAAAACCAACACCUACAUCAAGACCCCGGUCCGCGGGGAGGAGCCGCUCUUCGUUGUCACGGGCAGGAAGGAAGAUGUGGCCAUGGCCCGGAGGGAGAUCAUUUCGGCGGCGGAACACUUCUCCAUGAUCCGCGCCUCCCGGAACAAAAACACCGUGCUCAACGGCACGGUGCCCAGCCCGCCCAACCUGCCGGGCCAAACCACCAUCCAAGUGCGGGUCCCUUACCGGGUGGUGGGCCUGGUGGUGGGGCCCAAGGGGGCCACCAUCAAGCGCAUCCAGCAGCAGACGCACACCUACAUCGUGACUCCCAGCCGCGACAAAGAGCCCGUCUUCGAGGUGACCGGCAUGCCGGAGAACGUGGACCGCGCGCGGGAGGAGAUCGAGGCGCACAUCGCCAUGCGCACGGGCGGCAUCAUCGAGCUCACCGACGACAACGACUUCCACGCCAACGGCACCGACGUGGGCUUCGAGCUGGCCGCCGGCGGCGCCGGGAGCCUCUGGAGCAAGCCCACGCCGCCCCCUCCGCCGCCGCCCCCUCCUCCGCCGCCGCCCCCUCCGCCGCCCUCCUCUUCCAGCAUCACCCCGACGCCGGGCCGCAAGCCCUUCUGCAGCUACCGCAACGACAGCUCCAGCUCGCUGGGCAGCGCUUCCACCGACUCGUACUUCGGCAAUGGCGUCGGAGGAAGCGGCGGCAGCAGCGCCCGCUUGGCCGACUACAGCCCGCCCAGCCCGUCGCUCAGCUUCCCGCACCACAACGGCAACAACAACAACAACGGCUACGGCGUCUAUGGCGGCGGAGAGGUGCUCUCGUCGCCCGACUGCUGCGCCUCCGAGCUGCCGCCCUUCGAUUCCCCGCCCGGCUUCGACUUGGCGCCGGCGCCUCCGCCCGGCGCGCCGCUGCUCUGGUCGCAGUUCGAGCGCGGGCCCUCGUCGCCCGGAGCCGUCGCGUUUCCCGCCGGUGGCGGCGGCGCGCCUCCGUCGAACGCCAACCUGGCCUUGCUGGUGAGCAGCGGAGGGCAGAGGCGGGGCGCCGGGCCGCCUCCGCCCCCGCCUCCUCCCCCUCCCACGCGCCUUUCCCCGCCUCUGCACGUCGGGGCGGGAGGCGUGGCGCUGGAGCAGCACCCGCUGGCGCGGCGGGUGCGCAGCGACCCGGGCGGCCGCCUCAUCGCCGCAGCCGUGGCCGCCGCUGCUGCCGCCGCCGCGGCCGCUGCAGCCGCUUCCUCGCCGUCCGCCCCGUCGUCGUCGUCGUCGCCCUGCUCCUACCCUCUGUACGCCAACGGGCUGGGCUGCCACUUGCCGGGCCUGCCGUCGGAUUCGUCGGCCUCGUCCUCCUCCUCGUCCAGCUCCUCUUCCAGCUCGUCGUGCUCGUCGUCGGGGCUGCGGAGGAAAGGCAGCCGCGACUGCUCCGUGUGCUUCGAGAGCGAGGUGAUCGCGGCGCUGGUGCCCUGCGGCCACAACCUCUUCUGCAUGGAGUGUGCCAACCGCAUCUGCGAGAAGACGGAGCCCCAGUGCCCCGUGUGCCACAGCGCCGUCACUCAGGCCAUCCGGAUCUUUUCCUAAGGGUCCCCAAAGCGCGACCCCUCCCUCCCUCUCUCCUUCCCUCCCUCUCAUGGGUGCCAACUUGAAUUAAAAAAUGGGUGUAGACGUGUGCCAGGCCAGCUGCACCCUGCAUAAUGGAUCGCAAGGCAUGGGGUGCCAACUUGAAUGAAAUAUUGGGGGCCCCGGCAAGCCCCGCCCCACGUCAUUGAUCACAUGAUGCGGUGCAUGCACCCCAUUUGAAGGGCAAUGCCCACCAAUUUUAGGGGGCCCGCCCCAUCAAUUAUUUUAUGGGGGCAAAGACCCCUCAGAGUUGGCUCCUGUGAUGCACCCCAUAAACUUUUGGGGGGCCCAGCUCCCUCAAAUACUUUAUUGGGGGGGCAAAGGGACCUUGACCUCUCGGAGUUGGCUCCUAUGCUCCCUCUUUCUCUCUCCCUCCCCCCACAGACAAGCAACCUCCUCUUCUUCAAAAGGUCUUCUACUUGCCUAUAUACAUGCAUAUAAAUAUAUAUAAUAUCUGUGUCGAGCUUUUAAAGCUGCAGUAUCCGCACAUCCCAAAAAUAAUAUAAAUAAUAACAGAGUGGGGGGACGGGGUGGGGGGGAACCUGACGUUUUGCAGGAUGGUGACCAUCUUGGUUUUUGAAAAAAUAACUUCUGUUUUUGUUUCCUUGCAUUCUUGAGUGUGCCGUAGCUUAGGAAUGGGUUUAAGGGGGAUGUUUGUGACACCUGGUGCAUGCUAUAAAUAUUAAGGAACGACAUUCUAGUAAUAGACUAGUUUUUACACUUUCUCUUAAGGCCAAGCUUCCAAAUCAAAUGAUCUCUCUCUCUCUCUCUCUCUCUCUCUCUCUCUCUCUCCUCUCUUCUCUUUUUCUCCCUCCCCCCCAAAUUAAAAUAGGAAAUGCAUAUGGAUUAUGAUGGCGUGUGAACAGUUAGUAUAAUGUGCUGGUAGUUGGUAGAUUGCUUAUUGAGAAAUAAAUCUAUGGAUGGAUAACUUUUCUUGAAUGUUCUCGAAAGGGCAAGAUUUUUUCCUGUGAAUUUUUAAUAAUAAUAAUAAUGAUGAUGAUAAUAAUAAUAAUGAACUUAUGAUACUGCAGCUUUAUCAAAGAAAAAAAGAAGAAAAAAAGGAAACUGUAACAUAUCUCUUAUAUAUAUUAAAACGUUUAAAGGUUUUAAAGAUAAAUUGCAUUAAUACAGAUUGAAGUAUUUUAUUCUUUUUUGACUUGAAAAAUUAUAUUUCAUAUUGCAAAGAUGUUUACAAGUAUUUUAAUUUAAGUUCAGUGAACUUUUUUGUAGCUGGGUUAAAUCUUUUUUAUUUUUUGGUAUGGCCUUAUGGCGAAGAACACUGUAUUAUUUUACUAUCACACAAUUGUGAAUGGAAUUGCAAAACCAUAAAAUGUGUAAUACUUUGAACAGUAUUCUGUUGGGAUGGAGAUUUUUUAUAGGUUCAGAAAAAAGAAAUCUUUUAAAUCUGCUUCACCCAGCAUAUUUUCUAUUCAGUGAUAUAAAGCAUAUUUUAUUCUAUAUUAUUACAAAAAAAUGGAAGCGUUUAAGCAUAAGUCAAAAGGAACUGUUGAUGCUUUCUAACAUUUGUAUAAAUAGAAUUCAGUGGAAAUUACAAAAAAAUUCUGUUGCACCACUAUAGUUUAGUAUUUCUAUUUUAAUACAUUUGUUUACCACUUGUUUAUGUAUAUGUAGGUGAUGUUACUUGAUCUUAAAUGUACUUUACUGAGCAAAGUUUAAAAACAAAGUAUAUUUUAUUUUAUGAUAAAGGGCCUUUAACCUCAUGGUCAGAUACUAAUAUUAUAUUUGCUGAGACAAGAUUUGAAAUUGUAUCAAGAGUUUUAUUUUUCUGACAUUUAAAGUUCUACAUAAUAAAGGUAAAACUUAAGUAAUGGUGCUACUUCAUGUUUUUUUAAGUAUUUCUAUAUAAAUAAAAUAUUACAGAAAAGCA
This is a messenger RNA of Podarcis muralis (Common wall lizard), 5222 nucleotides long. RefSeq names its product mex-3 RNA binding family member B (gene MEX3B). NCBI's taxonomy places the organism in Eukaryota, Metazoa, Chordata, Lepidosauria, Squamata, Lacertidae. The record is from RefSeq and is a predicted model, not a curated record. Gene Ontology annotation, molecular function: RNA binding.